AUCGUCCUACCCCUCAUGAAAAUAUAAGAUGGCACUAAGAGAGAGAAUAAAUAAGAGCGAGAUAAUACAUUCAGGCGCGGGAGCAAGCGUUAGGCAGUCGAGUUAGAACCGCAAACAAGAACGGACGAAUAAACGAAAGUAAGGAAACCAUCAGAAGAUUACUGCUUGAAAGAAAUCCAUCAACGGGGAACUCUACAAACUGGCGCAGCCGGUACGAUUUUCGAUGGAUUCGAGUAAAAUAUUCAAUUUGGAUCCAUUCAACGAUUCCGUUGACGCAUCAAAUUUACGAUUGGAGUGGGAAGAGUGGCAUAGAGCAUGCGAACUACUUCUAGAAUUGAACGCUAUUGACUCGCAACAUCAUAAGUUAAUAUUUAUGCUGGCUCGAGGUGGCAGAGGCCUACAAAGAAUAUAUUAUAAUCUUGCCCCUGUGACUGGGGAAGCCCAACCAGGUCCAGUAAAAAUUCCGUAUGCACCCCGAGAAAUUCCCGAGUAUGAUAAUGCUAUCAUGCGGCUCAAUGCGUUCUUUAUGGGAAAAUGUAACGAAAGAGUCGAGCUUGAAGUAUUUCGUUCACUCAGGCAGUCGACCGGAGAAUCUUUCAAUCGAUUCGUUUUAAGAUUACGGACCCAAGCAGCACGUUGCGACUUCCGAGAUCGUAUGGAGAAAGAAUUAUUACAACAAAUUACAGUAGGGGCCAACGAUGAAAGAGUCAGGGAUAAAGGAAUCGAGAAUAUUAUGAACCUAGACGAAAUCGUGAAUUAUGCGCUAAAUAGGGAAUUACUGCAAAAGCAGAAAGAGAAAGCGCAAACAAUCAGACUAGAAUCCGAUGUCGUAGCAUCAGUAAAGCCAAAUUGGGGAAGAAGAAUGGAGUCAACGUUUUCACACAGCAAGCUGGAAAGACACGAUAAACAUGCCAGAAAUGAAUGCGAUCGCUGUGGUUCGUGGAGGCACAACGGAGGAUCAAAAGAAUGCACCGCGCGGAACGCGACCUGCAAUAAAUGUGCUGGUCUCGGACACUUUGCUAGAAAGUGUCGAGCAGGUCGGAACGCACUAUCACAGUCCCGGAGAACCUGGAAUAGAUCCUACACAGCCAAUACUUUGGAAAAUGGAUCUAACCAAGAGAUGAAUCGUUACGUUGACAAUAAGGCACCUUCAAAGGUAGCAUAAGUUUUUUAUAGCAUGUUGAUUUCGAUUUAUAAUUUUAUAGUAAUACAAAUUGUUUCCUUGUGAAAAUUGCCACGAAUAAAUGAAUUCUUUUAUGCACAUAUUGAUCUUUUUCUUAACAGAUGAGCAGAGCUACCGAUGGAGUUAUCAUGUGUUAUAUAGACCAUGUACCAGUGGAGUUCUUGAUAGACUCAGGUGCAGCUAUCAAUACAGUUACCGAACAAGUGUGGGCGCAAGUUUUGAAUAACAACGCUAAAAUUUAUAAGAAGAAAUUUCAAUGCGAUCGACAAUUUAUGGCAUACGCUAGCAGAGAGCCACUGCAUGUGUUGGCAAUUUUCGAAGCAUGGAUUUCCAUCAAUGAAGAAAAGCCUAAAAACUACGCCGAAUUUUUUGUUGUCCAAAGUGCCCACAGAUCUUUGCUUAGCAAAAGAACGGCUGAAGACUUAAAAGUAUUAAAGGUUGGGUUAGAAGUCCAAAGUAUCGAAAUGAACAAGCCAGCAUUUCCCAAAUUUCCAAAUUAUCAAAUCAAAUUGUCAAUUGACCGCAACGUAGUACCAAGGAAGAUAGCGUAUCUAAGAAUCCCUGCCGCGAUGGAGGAUAAAGUCAACCGCAAAAUUCAAGAAAUGUUAGAUACCGAUAUUAUAGAGCCGGUUCGUGGUCCGGCAGAAUGGAUCUCACCAAUGGUAGUGGUACCUAAGGGAACGAAUGACAUACGACUGUGCAUAAAUAUGCGUUACCCAAAUCAAGCCAUCCAACGGGAACAUUACCCUCUUCCACUAAUCGACACACUACUAAAUAAAUUCAAAGGAGCGACCAUAUUUUCCCGCUUGGAUAUUACUUCCGCAUUCUAUCAUGUUGAGCUACAUCCAGAGUCGCGUGGAAUCACUACAUUUAUGACGAGUAGAGGCCUAAUGCAAUUCAAACGUCUAAUGUUUGGUAUUAACUGUGCCCCCGAAAUUUUCCAGCGUGUAAUGUGCGAAAUGCUGGCGGCAAUCGAUGGAGUCGUAGUAUAUAUAGACGAUAUUAUCGUAUGGGGGAAGGCUCAGGAAGAACACGACGAGAGGCUUGAAAAAGUAAUGACAAUCCUAAAAAAAAAUCAAGCGUUACUCAACAAAGAA
This is a messenger RNA of Malaya genurostris, 2280 nucleotides long. RefSeq lists its product as uncharacterized. Bases 224 to 1165 code for a protein of 313 amino acids. The transcript is spliced from 2 exons. The record is from RefSeq and is a predicted model, not a curated record. NCBI's taxonomy places the organism in Eukaryota, Metazoa, Arthropoda, Insecta, Diptera, Culicidae.